Molecule: messenger RNA, 1797 nt
Organism: Vicia faba (fava bean)
Lineage: Eukaryota; Viridiplantae; Streptophyta; Magnoliopsida; Fabales; Fabaceae
Source: the annotation of a GenBank genome assembly
AUGGUGAAGCUUCCAUUCUUCGAUUCGACUCAAUCUUCUUCAUCUUCUGCGCGAUCUUUGUAUCAUCCGAAUAUCAAGAAUUUCAACCGCCGGUCACUGCAAUUUGAGUGUUCAUUCAGUAUAUUAAAUCCAUCCUCUUUGUCGAGAAAGGGUCUUGAUGUUCAUACUGUCCAUCUCCAUAGGCUACUGAUGCGCUUUCAACAUUUAGAGUCUUUAUCCUUAUGUGGUUGUACGGAGCUCAAUGAUUCAGGAUUAACCCGUCUGCUAAGCUAUGGUUCGAAUUUACAGAAACUUAAUCUAGAUUGUUGUUUGAAAGUUACUGAUUACGGGCUAUCCCUGGUUGCUUCUGGUUGUCCCUCAUUGACGUCAAUUAGUCUCUAUCGGUGUAUCAACAUUUCUGAUGACGGAUUAGAGACUUUAGCCACUGCUUGUUUAUCUUUGAAAUGCAUAAACCUCUCGUACUGCUCACAAAUAUCCGACAAAGGGUUGAAAGCUCUUACUCAGAGGUGUCGUCAGCUUCAGGCAGUUAACAUAUCACACUGUGAGAGUAUAAGAGGUGUUGGCUUCAAAGGGUGUUCAAAAUCUCUCACACAUGUAGAGGCUUGGUCUUGUAAGCUCAACCCAGAAGGGGUGACGGGAAUAAUUAGUGGCGGUGGUAUAGAGUAUCUAGACGUAUCUUGUUUAAGUUGGUAUCCCUUAGGAGAUACCUUGCUUGGAAUAAGAUUGUCCUCAAACCUCAAAGUCCUUAACUUUCGAAUGUGCAGAUCUGUUUCCGAUACUUCUAUUGUUGCAAUAGCCAUGGGAUGUACACUACUUGAAGAAUGGAACUUAGCAUUAUGUCAUGAGGUGAGGAUAUCUGGAUGGCAAGCAGUGGGGUUAUAUUGUCAGAAUUUGAAGAGACUGCAUGUUAAUCGAUGCCGUAAUCUCAAUGAUAAUGGCCUGCAGGCAUUACGAGACGGUUGCAGAAGUCUCUCGGUUUUGUACUUGAAUGGUUGUGUUCACGUGACUCCUUUUGCAUUAGAGUUAUUCAAGUCUCACAGAGCAAAUGUUUGUAUAAAGGAUGAAGAGAGACUAGUUCAUCUUUGGGCGCUUGAAUCCGCGGAACGCGAUGCCUUUUUGGCGAACGAAGCAACGAAAAAAUGGACAUCGAGCAAUCAAGUUCUGGUGGAAAUAGCUUGCACUAGAUCUUCUGAUCAAUUGUUUUCUGCAAAGAAGGCUUAUCAUGUUCUUUAUAAGAAGUCUAUUGAGGAAGAUGUUGCUCAUCACACAACUGGAGACUACCGGAAGCUCCUAUUGCCUCUGGUUAGUUCUCACCGCUAUGAAGGAGAUGAAGUGAACUUGACUAUAGCAAAAGCUGAGGCAAAGAUACUUCACGAAAAGAUUUCGAAAAAGGCUUAUAACGACGACGAUCUCAUUAGGAUUCUGGCCACAAGGAGCAAAGCACAAGUUAAUGCUACUUUGAAUCACUACAAAGAUGCAUUUGGAAAAGAUAUAAACAAGGACCUGAAGGAAGAUCCAAAAGACGAGUUUCUGUCAUUGCUGAGAUCAACUGUCAAGUGCUUGACUCGUCCUGAGAAGUACUUUGCGAAGAUAGUUCGUCUGUCGAUCAAUAAGCACGGAACGGAUGAAGGGGCUCUUACAAGAGUUGUGGCAACAAGAGCUGAAAUUGACUUGAAAAUUGUGGCUGAUGAGUAUCAAAGGAGGGACAGUGUCCCUCUUGACCGUGCCAUUGUGAAGGACACAACUGGUGACUAUGAGAAAAUGCUUUUGGCACUUUUAGGACAUAAUGAUGCUUGA